GUUUGAUAUUCGAAGAUCUUGUCAAAUUUUGAUCAAAUUCUGAAAUUGAUGAAGAAGUUAACCUGUGAUGAUUCAAAGACACCAUGUGAUACAAGAUUGUCAACAACAAGAGUGUGUCAACUCCAGGCAUGAAAUCAGCGUAGACAAUGAUCACAAACCAUGGGCAACUUUAAAUCAAGACCAACCGUGUCUUGUGCUGAUGAGCUUAAGAAGAAGAUCAGUGAGAGUUAUUCACUUUUCCGGUCUAGAGCUAUAGAAGAUCUUCGUCCAAUUGAGAAGGAUUGGACAGAAAUUCAGCUUGUGUGUGGGAAAGGAGAAUACAAUGAAGUUGUGGAGUUGAUCACAGAGAAGAACAAGCAUGAGAAGACUGAUGGAGGCCUGACGUUACUACAUAUUGUCGGCAUUUAUGGGGGAAGUAGAACAUUGAUAAAAUUCUUGUUAGAAAAAGGACUCAAACCAGAUGUGCUUAGUAGAAGACAAUUCACAGCUCUCCACUUGGCAGCAUAUAGGGGGGAUGCGGAGUGUGUCCAGUGUCUAUUGGAAAGUCCGGACACAGACGUUAACCUGGCUGGGAACAGUGGCCUCACAGCCUUACACAUAGCUGCCAUGUGUGGAUUCCAGGAGAUUGCAGAAGUUCUCAUUGAUAAUGGGGCAAAAAUCAACAUGCAGGAUGCUGUUAACUUUACACCUCUUCAUAUAGCCUGCAACUUUGGUAAUGAUAAGGUUGUGAGUUUGUUGGUGUCCCACAGGGCUGAUGUCAAUGCAGCAGGGGGAGUAGGUGACCGCCCGCUUCACCUGGCCUGUUCCAGAGGGCACCUGCAGGUCACCAAACUCCUGGUGGAAGCCCCACAACAACCUGCUGAAGUGAAUGUGAAAGAUGAUGAAGAACACUACCCCAUCCACUUCUGCUGCAAGUCAGGCCAUUUGAAUGUGCUCAGCUAUCUCCUAGAUAAGCAGGCCCUACCACAUGUCUGUAACAUAUAUGGCGACACUCCGCUACAUCUAGCCUGCUACAGUGGUAAAGUGGAAAUUGUCAAACAUUUGAUUUCUAUGACUGGUUGUGAAAGUUUGUCCAAGGAGAACAUCUUCAGUGAGACUCCUCUACACAGUGCCUGUACCAGUGGCAGAAGUCUGGAGUUAAUCAAGUACCUUCUGGAACACCCCAAUGUUAACAUCAACUACCAAGGAAAGGACGGCCACACAGCCCUGCACAGUGCCUGCUACCACGGACACAUCCGGGUGGUGCAGUUCCUGUUGGAGUGUGGGGCAGACAUGAACUUGGUGGCCUGUGCGGAGAUGAGCGGGGGCGUGGACAAGAAGGAGGAACAGACCCCACUGAUGUGGGCUUAUGAACAAGGUCAUGAUACCAUAGUGACCCUGUUGAAGCAUCACAAGCGCCCCCAGGAUGAGUCAGCAUGUGGGGACUACUCUCAGCCUGGAGGAGAGGGGUCAUAUGUAUCUGUUCCCUCACCCCUGGGAAAACUCAAAAGCAUGACUAGAGAAAAGAUAGAUGUCUUGCAGUUGCGUUCUUCUCUCCCUCGAUAUUUCCAGCUACAAAUCACCGACUUGGAUUUUCAAGAGCCCAUCGGAAGUGGUUCCUUCGGCAAAGUGUAUAAAGGGAAAUAUCUUGGCAAAACGGUGGCCAUAAAGAGGUACCGUGCCUCCUCGUUUGGCUGUAAGUCAGACGUAGACAUGUUUUGUCGAGAAGUUGCCAUUCUCUCCAAACUCAACAGCUCAUAUGUCAUCAGCUUCGUCGGUGCUAGUCUGGAUGAUCCAAGUAAUUUUGCCAUUGUGACCCAGUUUGUAGCUGGAGGAUCACUCUUCAGUAUUCUUCAUGAGCAGAAAAGAGUCAUCGAUUUGCAGUCCAAAUUAACCGUAGCAACGGAUGUGGCUAAAGGAAUGGCUUAUUUGCAUAAUCUACCUCAGCCAAUCAUUCACCGGGAUCUAAACAGUCACAACAUCUUAUUGGAUGAGAAUGGACAUGCAGUGGUGGCUGACUUUGGAGAAUCCCGAUUUCUUCUCUCUGAAGAGGACAAUAUGACCAAGCAGCCAGGGAAUUUGCGAUGGAUGGCACCAGAGAUUUUUACCCAGUGUACAAAGUACAGCAUCAAGGCGGAUGUAUUCAGUUUCUCUCUCUGUAUAUGGGAGUUGCUGUCGGGGGAACUUCCUUUUGCACAUUUAAAACCAGCUGCAGCAGCUGCAGAGAUGGCUUACCAUACAACGCGACCCCCGAUAGCUGUUACAUUUCCCAAGCCAAUUGUAGCUUUGUUGCAAAGAUGCUGGAAUGCUAGUGCUGAUGAUCGACCAGAGUUUAAAGAAAUUGUGCCGAUUUUGGAAGAAUGUAAACAAAGCCAAGUAGCAGCUCUGCUGAACAACAGUACUGUGCCCUCAUUGAAGGAGGAAGGGGAGGGGGAGGAUGGACAGACCUCGCCCCCCAUAGCAGGCAAUGUGAUGGCACUGAGGACCCACUGGGAGCAGGAGGCUUCCAAAAACAGCAGUAGUGUGCCUAUUGAUGAGCUGAGACGAAGGCUCCAGUUUCCACAGGUUGACAAAAAUGGCUACGUAUCUGACCCGCUGAGUACUCUGGGAAUCUCUGUCACCAUAGAACAAACCAAGAAACUCCUCGAAUCAGCCAUCAAUCAGAGCCAAUCAUAAAUCAGGACUCAACCAGAACCAGUCAGAAGUUUACCUUCAGCCAAUCAGAAAUUUACCUUCAGACAAUCAGAUAUUUACCUUCAGCUUAUUAAAAGUUAGAUGGAGGAGACCGUAAGGUGUGUGACAAAGGAUGGUGCUAUUACGGGUUGAAUAAAUGGGACAUGUACUGUACAUUUUACAUGUUAUUGCAUACAUAUGUAUUUUUGUUCAUGUAUCAGUGAUUGCCAAAAAUGGGAAAAGCUGUGGCUGAGUAGGUUAAAUUCAUACACUGCAGGGAUUGAUGUUAAAUGGCCAUUAUUUACUGCAGGAUUUUUCAGCAGUUAUGCAUGUUUCUCUGUUUUUAACUCUGACAUGUUUGUCCCUUUAUCCAACAUAUCUAGUCAUUUGGGUUGAUUAUCUUUCAUUUAUAGUAAAUGGAUUUUUCUAUGGUUAUGAAUUUUUGAGUGUGUUUAAUCAACCUUUUUAGCUCACCUGAGCUGAAAGCUCAAGUCAGCUAUUCUGAUCAUAUUUUGUCUGUCGUCCGUCUGUCUGUCCAUCCUUCUGUUCGUCCGUAAACUUUUCACAUUUUCAACAUCUUCUCAAGAACUACUGGGCCAAUUUCAACCAAACUUGGCACAAAUCAUCCUUAGGCAAAGGGGAUUCAAAGUUGUGAAAAUUAAGGGUCCCACACGUUUUUAAGGGGAGAUAAUUAGAAAUUGAUGAAAAAUUUCGAGAAAUUUUCAAAAAUCUUGUUCUCCAGAACAAUAAUGCCAGGAAAGCUGAAACUUGUGUGGAAGCAUCCUCAGGUAGUGUAGAUUCAAAGUUGUGAAAUUUAUGACCCCCGGGGGUAGGGUGGGGCCACAAUGGGGGGUCGAAGUUUUACAUAGGAAUAUAUAGAGUAAAUCUUUAAAAAUCUUCUUCUCAGAAACUGAUCAGCCAGGAAAGCUGAAACUUUUGUGGAA
Molecule: messenger RNA, 3596 nt
Organism: Magallana angulata
Lineage: Eukaryota; Metazoa; Mollusca; Bivalvia; Ostreida; Ostreidae
Product: serine/threonine-protein kinase TNNI3K-like
Exons: 22
Coding region: 160-2655 (831 amino acids)
Biological process (GO): protein phosphorylation; positive regulation of transcription by RNA polymerase II
Cellular component (GO): nucleus
Molecular function (GO): protein binding; transcription cis-regulatory region binding; protein kinase activity
Source: RefSeq, a predicted model, not a curated record